AUGGAAAUCUCUGCCGUCCAGGGGAACGCGGGGCGGGGGGAGCCCGGCUCCGAGGGAGGAGGAAGAGGAAGGAAAAGGUCUCCGGCUGCUACCAAAGCUCCCGAACAGGACUCCCGACCCCGCUCCCUGCGGCCCCCCCGCUGGCAGCGGCAGGAUCGGGCCCGGAUCGCGACACGGCUCUCCCCAAGUGGAGUUUCUGCUCAGUGCGACGAGGCCUGGAGCCCGAAACCGACCGCUGUGAAGCAGGAGCCGGCUGGAAAGGCCACGCCAAGAUCCCGCCGCUGGGGGGCAGCAGAUGCUGCUGGGAAGCGCUCAGGGACACCCGUGUGCACCCCACACCCAGAGAAGCAGAUAAAGAGCGGGCACCAGUACUUCAGUACCCAUGGAGUCUUUGGAUUCAUUGAUGAGCUUCAGAUAAAGAAGACAGUCUUUGGCUUUGCCAGUAUUAAGCCUAAAAUCUGGGAAUACGAGAAUGAAAAAUGCGAGUGGGACAGGAGAGUAGCAGCAGGUUUGACUCUUGUGGAAAGGAAGGUGGCAGGUAUCAUGAUUCCAGAGGAGAUUCAGAGACUUCUGGAAGAUGCUGAAGACUACCUGGCAGAUGGACUGCAGAAUGAAAACCUGAGUGUUAAAGCAAGGGAGCAGAGGGAUGCAAUUCUCUUUGGCUUCCAGCAAGUCAAAGCCAGGUACCACUUGGAAUUUCUGCCCCGAGGAGAAGAUCAGCAUGAUGCUGGCUUUGGACAGGACAGUUCUGAUGAAAAUCAGAGCUGGGGUUUGGCCCCUUCCAUGACAUCUGAUGCUUCGCUUCCAUCAGACUUCCAGGACGAUGGACUGGAGGAAAUCGCACUGAAGCCUGUUCAAGACACGGGGAACAUUUUGAAGCAAGGAUAUCUGGAGAAGAGGUCCCGAGAGCACAGCUUUUUUGGGUCAGAGUGGCAGAAGCGCUGGUGUGUCCUCAACAGAAGGACCUUUUACUACUACGCCAAUGAGAAAAGCAAGCAACCCAAAGGCACCCUCUCCAUCGAGCACUAUAGUGCCCGGCUGGCUUUCCACCUCCGCAAAGACUCUCGAAAAAGAUGCUGUUUCGAGCUAAUCUGCCCUGGCAAACGCACCUACGAGUUCACAGCCCCAAGCCCAGAGGAGGCUGAAGACUGGGUGGAUCAGAUCCAGUUCCUCCUGAAGGACCUGAGCUCCCUCACUAUCCCUUAUGAUGAGGAGGAUGAAGAAGAGCUCUACAAUGACGUGGACAGUUCUGACUCUGUGAAGACACCAUCCCACAAUACUACUCUGAAUCAGGAUGAGCCAAACAUUGAGAUAGAAGAGGAUGACAUCUGCGAGGUUUUGCCAGACCUGAGCUCCCUCACUAUCCCUUAUGAUGAGGAGGAUGAAGAAGAGCUCUACAAUGACGUGGACAGUUCUGACUCUGUGAAGACACCAUCCCACAAUACUACUCUGAAUCAGGAUGAGCCAAACAUUGAGAUAGAAGAGGAUGACAUCUACGAGGUUUUGCCAGAUGAGGAGCUGGAGCCCCCCUGCCCAGAGGACAGUGAGGAUGCCGGGAGCAGCCAGAGAAGCGGAGGUCCCUGGCGAGAUUACACUAAUUACUACCAAGGCAUGUGGGACUGCAGCGGCGAGCAUCCCGACGAGCUCUCCUUCCGCCGCGGAGACCUCAUCUACAUCCUGAGCAAGGAGUACCACGUCUACGGCUGGUGGGUCGGAGAGCUCAACGACGCGGUCGGCAUCGUCCCGAAGGAUUACCUGGCGGCUGCCUACGACCUGGAGGAGCGAUGA
Opisthocomus hoazin is the source of this 1788-nucleotide messenger RNA. Lineage: Eukaryota; Metazoa; Chordata; Aves; Opisthocomiformes; Opisthocomidae. The record is from RefSeq and is a predicted model, not a curated record.